Cynocephalus volans (Philippine flying lemur) is the source of this 1509-nucleotide messenger RNA. It is a transcript of the gene LORICRIN, whose product is annotated as loricrin cornified envelope precursor protein. NCBI's taxonomy places the organism in Eukaryota, Metazoa, Chordata, Mammalia, Dermoptera, Cynocephalidae. Bases 45 to 1271 code for a protein of 408 amino acids. The transcript is spliced from 2 exons. Gene Ontology annotation, molecular function: structural constituent of skin epidermis. The record is from RefSeq and is a predicted model, not a curated record. Gene Ontology annotation, cellular component: cornified envelope.
CUCCCCUUCUUGGUGCUUCGGGGUCGCCUUCCUCCUCAGACAAGAUGUCUUAUCAGAAAAAGCAGCCCACCCCUCAGCCCCCAGUGAGCUGUGUGAAGACCUCCGGCGGCGGCGGCGGCGGCGGCGGCUUCUAUAGCGGCGGCGGCGGCGGAUCGGGCUGCGGCGGGGGCUCUGGAGGGAGCGUCAAGUACUCCGGCGGCGGCGGCGGCGGCGGCGGCUGCGGCGGGGGCUCCUCAGGCGGCGGCUACUCCGGCGGCGGCGGUGGCUGCGGCGGGGGCUCCUCCGGCGGCGGCUACUCCGGGGUCAGCUCUGGAAGCUGUGGAGGGAGUUCCGGGGGGGGCGUCAAGUACUAUGGGGGCGGCGGCGGCUCCAGCUGUGGCGGGGUCUCCUCCGGCGGCGGCUACUCUGGGGUCAGCUCUGGAAGCUGUGGAGGGGGUUCCGGGGGGAGCGCAAAGUACUCUGGGGGCGGCGGCGGCGGCUCCAGCUGCGGCGGGGUCUCCUCCGGCGGCGGCUACUCCGGCGGCGGCGGCUCCAGCUGCGGCGGGGUCUCCUCCGGCGGCGGCAGCUCAAGCCAGCAGGUCCAGUGCCAGAGCUACGGAGGCGUCUCUAGCGGCGGCUCCGGUUGCGGUGGCGGCUCCUCCGUGGGCUCCUCCGGCUGCGGCAGCUACUCCGGCGGCGGCUCUGUCUGCGGUGGGGGCUCCUCCGGCGGCGGCGGCGGCGGCGGCUCUGGCUACUUCUCCUCGCAGACCACCCAGACUUCGUGCGCACCCCAGCAGAGCUGCGGAGUGGGGUCGUCUGGCGGCGGCGGCUCCUCUGGGGGCGAAGGCGGCUGCUUCUACAGAGGCGGAGGCGGUGGGGGCGUCUGCGGCGGCGGCCACAGCGGAGGCAGCUCUGGGGGCGGCUCUGUCUGCGGAGGUGGCUCCUCCGGCGGCGGCGGCGGCGGCUCUGGCUACUACUCCUCGCAGCAGACCACCCAGACCUCGUGCGCACCCCAGCAGGGCUGCGGAGUGGGGUCGUCCGGCGGCGGCGGCUCCUCUGGGGGCGAAGGCGGCUGCUUCUACAGCGGCGGAGGCGGCGGGGGCGUCUGCGGCGGCGGCUACAGCGGAGGCAGCUCUGGGGGCGGCUCUGUCUGCGGAGGUGGCUCCUCCGGCGGCGGCGGCGGCUCCAGCUGUAGCACCGGCUCCUCCGGGGGUGGCUCCGGGAGUGGCAAGGGCGUCCCUGUCUGCCACCAGACCCAGCAGAAGCAAGCGCCUACUUGGCCAUGCAAAUAAGUCCCCCGGGAUGCCGCGGAGACGAAGGAGUUGGAGAUGUUCUCCGCUGGCUCGGGUGGGCUUAGCGCUCUCAUGAUAUUGCCCAAGGUUUGCAAAUCCUUCACGUUUUAACCCUCCUAGAAAAAGCCAUUGAGUUCUCAGGCUGCAUCUUGUUCUGCAGUUUUUCCUCCUUGGUUUCUAUACAACUAUCUCCCAACCCCAGUGCCUCCUCGGUCAAUAAAUCUGCAAUUCAUGAGAA